AUGCCUUUGGAAACUGGUGGGCCGGGGGAUGGGUCUGCCGGCGCCGGCGUGCGCUUCUACCGCGGCCCUCUGCCGCUGCGGGCGCCGCACGGGUUGGAUGCGUGGUUGGCGUGGAAGCGGAAAUGGGAGCGGGCAAAGGUUUUCCGCGCGCUGUGGGUUGUCAAUGGCUGGCAGUUUGGCCGAUCCUACCCCGUGAUCGAGCCCGAGGACACCUUCCCCGUGCCCGCGGGCGUGCUGGACUUAGGACGGCGACAACGCGGUCGGCUUGGCGGUCUGGGCGCGAGGGUGGAUGUCGAGUUCGUGGGGUGGUACGCGGUCGCGUCGUCGUUCGAUGUCGGCUUUGAUGGGGGCUAUUUGUGGCCGGUUUGGAAUGCCACUACGCGAGAGCAUGUGUGA
Molecule: messenger RNA, 396 nt
Organism: Thermothielavioides terrestris NRRL 8126
Lineage: Eukaryota; Fungi; Ascomycota; Sordariomycetes; Sordariales; Chaetomiaceae
Exons: 3
Coding region: 1-396 (131 amino acids)
Source: RefSeq, a predicted model, not a curated record